GCCAACCGAAGUUAUAAACAAUCAGAGCCUGUGUUAGGCCCAGAGCCAAGAAGACAACGAACUACAUACAGAAUAAUCAUGUCAGACCCUGGGGUUUGGGUUGGCGUCUGGAGGCCUCACAAGCCUCGAGGACCCAUUGCAGCUCUCUACAGUGGUCCUGGACCCAAAUAUGCCCUGCCUGGAGCCACAGGUCUGAACUGCCAUGAUCCUACGAAGCUGAAAGGUCCAGCGUUCAGUUUUGGGACUCGCCACCGCCAGUUGAGCUCUGAUUUCUCCCCUGGGCCAGGGUAUUUGGUUCCCCCCAACAUCACCAGGAAUGGACGUGACGGAACUCCAGCAUACUCCCUCUGCAGCCGCCCAAAAGAACCCCAUCUCUUUCAGACCCCAGGACCUGGACGAUAUUCCCCUGAAAGGUCAGGGAAGUCUGCAUAUUACUCUGCCCCUGCCUACUCCCUAUCUGCCAGAAGCAAAGGUUUCUGCAAUGACCAGACCCCAGGCCCUGCUGCUUACAUGCUGCCAUCUGUGCUGGGGUCUGCAACUGUCAACAAAACCUCUGCUCCAAACUUCUCUCUCCAAGGACGCAGCAAAAUUGGCAGCUUCCAUGAGGACCUGCAAAAGACCCCUGGCCCAGGGACAUACAGAGUGGUGGACCCAUGCACCUAUAAAAACAAGCCACCCCACUACAGCAUGACAGGACGGAACGGCAUGCCUGGAGACACCACCAAGAUACCAGGUCCUGGAGCUUAUUAUCCUGAAAAGGUGACCUUCACAAGGAUCAAACCUCCCAGUUUCUCUUUCGGAGUUCGUCAUUCCGAGUUCAUUGCUCCACUCAUUGUGGAUGUGAUGGAAUAGGAGCCCUUCCAUUUCAUUUAUCCCAUUAUUAAUGUAAUAAAUACAGCUGUACCAAACAGCUCUCUAAUAAAGUAGUUUCAUGUGCCUUAUUAUUAUAAUUUUUUGCUUAUCCUACAUUGAGAACUGGACAAUCAAAUCAUUGCCAGUGAUUAGAAAGGGCAUGACUUGAGUACUGUGGCAGUCUCAGUCGUACAGGAACUGAGACAGCCCACAAGAGGAGACCCAGGAAGUGGAAAUGGAAACUGGUCUGCAUAUUGACACAUCUUGACCAGAAACAAUGUACCUCUGGGCUACUGCCUUCACAGGCAAUGCAUUCAAUGAUAAGGCCUGCCCAUCACAAAAUAUUGAGAGCAUGUCAUUGAGUGUGUUGACUUAGGUCCUGUAACUGUCUCCAAUAAUGCAGCACAUUAUGAAACACAAAACAUGUCUUGACUUAAGUAAUCUGCUUGAAUGCCCAACUGA
Esox lucius (northern pike) is the source of this 1314-nucleotide messenger RNA. RefSeq names its product outer dense fiber protein 3-B. Gene Ontology annotation, cellular component: cytoskeleton. The record is from RefSeq and is a predicted model, not a curated record. Bases 79 to 852 code for a protein of 257 amino acids. The transcript has 8 exons. Lineage: Eukaryota; Metazoa; Chordata; Actinopteri; Esociformes; Esocidae.